Lecanosticta acicola is the source of this 423-nucleotide messenger RNA. The record is from the annotation of a GenBank genome assembly. NCBI's taxonomy places the organism in Eukaryota, Fungi, Ascomycota, Dothideomycetes, Mycosphaerellales, Mycosphaerellaceae.
AUGCGCAUCACGACCCUCCUCCAAACCGCCUCCCUGCUCUCCAGCGCACUGGCUGCGCCGCCCGUCACAACCAACAUCGCCCUCCUCAACACCCGCGACGUCGCUUACGUCCCCAAGAACCAAUCCAAAUGCAAAGGUUGGAACAACGUCCAGCUCGACUGGGACCAGUCCGUCUACGAGGUCUACAUCGGCCGCCCGUACCUCGGCGGCAAGAACUGCGAUCUCGUCCAGUCCAAGAUCGAAUCCACCGGCUUCCAAGUCGAAGCGAUGAGAUGCUCGGGCGUGCAGAAGAACGGCAAUACCAAGAUUACCAUCUUGAGUAAUAUGAAGAAGAAGAAUCUGGCGCUUGCUAAUGAGGCGAUGAGGGCUGCCUAUCCGGAGAUCCGAUUUUCCUGUCCUACCGAUAUGGAGAUUGGGAGUUAG